CCAAUAAAGAAAAUAAAACAACAUGCUCACUCUCUCUGCCUUCCCUUCCUUAAUAACCACACGCACCAAGCCCACAACGUCGGCCAGUACCAGCAAGGCCCAGCCAAUCACAGCAAUGCGAGCCGUGGUUCAGCGAGUCGCCUCCGCAAGCGUCGAGGUCGAUGGGCGCAUUGUAUCGGAAAUUGGACCGGGGCUGCUCGUCCUCGUCGGAGUCCACGAGUCCGACUCCGACUCCGAUGCCGACUACAUUUGUCGUAAGGUCUUGAAUAUGAGGUUGUUCCCUAAUGAAAAUACCGGCAAAGGGUGGGACCAAAAUGUAAUGCAGAGAAAGUAUGAAGUUCUACUAGUGAGUCAGUUUACAUUAUAUGGAUUCUUGAAGGGUAACAAGCCGGACUUCCACGUGGCAAUGCCGCCCCAGAUGGCGAAGCCCUUCUAUGCAUCUCUAGUUGAGAGGUUCCGGAAGUCCUAUGAUCCGGGCGCUAUCAAAGAUGGUGUAUUUGGAGCAAUGAUGAAGGUCAAUUUGGUUAAUGAUGGACCAGUCACGAUGCAGCUGGACUCACAUGCCCCAAAGAAUACAAAUGGUACAGUGGAGGAAUCAUAAAGCUUGCUUUGCUUGUGCUUGGAUCAACUGUAAUUGGGCUAUGGACCAGUGUUUCUUACUUCUAUGCUGCAGAAUUUGGAAAGUAGCUUUACAGGAUACAGGACAUGAUUUUCCUAACUACAGUAAAGCUCUUUCUCCUUUGUUGGGAUCUCUCUUGCUUUCUUUGUUAAUGACUCGUUCUUAAUAAAGUUGAUGAUUAAUGAA
Messenger RNA from Alnus glutinosa, 805 nucleotides. RefSeq lists its product as uncharacterized. Lineage: Eukaryota; Viridiplantae; Streptophyta; Magnoliopsida; Fagales; Betulaceae. Bases 23 to 601 code for a protein of 192 amino acids. Gene Ontology annotation, cellular component: cytoplasm. The transcript is spliced from 8 exons. The record is from RefSeq and is a predicted model, not a curated record. Gene Ontology annotation, molecular function: D-tyrosyl-tRNA(Tyr) deacylase activity. Gene Ontology annotation, biological process: tRNA metabolic process.